CUUCAGCCUCACAGCGAAACAAGGUGCCACACAAAGAGGCGCAGCGGGGCAGGCGGGAUCCACGCACGACUUUUUUAUGGAAUUUACGCGCAGAAGUGGCUCGCGCAGGAGUAUGAGCGCGCGAGCUUUGCGGGACUGAUCGGACUCCCCAGCCUGCUUGCAACUCGCAAGUUCACUGCCACUUUUUCACAGUGGUGGUGGCGGGAGGGAGAGGACUGUUUGUGCGCACAAGCCAACGAUGGAGAGGAGGACCUCUGCGUGGUGCGUGCUGGUAAGCCUCAUCCUGCACGGGACGCGCUGCUUGGCGGCCAAAGAGCUGCAAUGCCAGGAGAUCUCCGUCCCUCUCUGCAAAGGAAUCGGCUACAACUACACGCACAUGCCGAACAAGUUUCACCACGACACGCAGGACGAAGCCGGGCUGGAGGUGCACCAGUUCUGGCCCCUGGUGGAGAUAAAAUGCUCCCCGGACUUGCGCUUCUUCCUGUGCAGCAUGUACACCCCGAUCUGUCUGGAGGACUACAAGAAGCCGCUGCCGCCGUGCAGGAGCGUGUGCGAGCGCGCCAAAGCCGGCUGCGCGCCGCUCAUGAGGCAGUACGGAUUCCCGUGGCCGGACCGGAUGAAGUGUGACCUGCUGCCCGAGCAGGGCAACCAGGACACGCUGUGCAUGGACUACAACCGCAGCCAGACCACCACCGUGUCCCCGGCGCUGGCCAAGCCCACCAACCGGCCCCUGAAGCCCUACAACAAGCGGAAGGGCCCCUACGGGCGCACCGUGCCAGGUAAACACAAACCCGCGGCGUCCCCGUGCGAGGCGGGCUGCUCCUGCCGCGCGCCCAUGGUGCCCGUGACCAGCGACCCGCACCCGCUGCACAACCGGGUCCAAACGGGCCAGAUCCUGAACUGCGCCAUGCCGUGCCACAACCCGUACUUUACGCAGGAGGAGAGGACGUUCACGUCGUUCUGGAUCGGCCUGUGGUCCAUCCUCUGCUUCAUCUCAACUUUCACCACCGUGGCCACGUUCCUGAUCGACAUGGAGAGGUUCAAGUACCCGGAGCGGCCCAUCAUCUUUCUGUCCGCCUGCUACAUGUUCGUGUCAGUGGGAUAUAUUGUCAGGCUGAUUGCCGGGCACGAGGAGGUGGCGUGCAACGCGGGGAACGGCGCGGGGCACAUCCACUACGAGACCACGGGCCCCGCGCUCUGCACCGUCGUCUUCCUGCUCAUCUACUUCUUCGGCAUGGCCAGCUCCAUCUGGUGGGUGAUCCUGUCGCUCACCUGGUUCCUGGCUGCAGGGAUGAAGUGGGGCAACGAGGCGAUAGCCAGCUACUCGCAGUACUUCCACCUGGCGGCCUGGCUCAUCCCCAGCAUGAAGUCCAUCGCGGUUCUGGCGCUGAGCUCCGUGGACGGGGACUCGGUGGCUGGGGUGUGCUAUGUGGGGAACCAGAACCUGGACAACCUGCGGGGGUUCGUGCUGGCGCCGCUGGUCAUCUACCUGUUCAUCGGCACCAUGUUCCUGCUGGCCGGGUUCGUCUCCCUCUUCCGGAUCAGGAGCGUCAUCAAGCAGGGGGGCACCAAGACCGACAAGCUGGAACGCCUGAUGAUCCGGAUCGGGGUCUUCACGGUUCUGUACACGGUCCCGGCCACCGUCAUCGUGGCCUGUUACUUUUACGAGCAGCACAACCGGCAGGCGUGGGAGAUUACGCACAACUGCACGUGCGCCACGGAGCCCAGCCGGCAGAGACCCAACUACGCCGUGUUCAUGCUCAAGUACUUCAUGUGUCUGCUGGUGGGGAUCACGUCGGGGGCCUGGAUCUGGUCCGGGAAGACCCUGGACACGUGGAGGACUUUCUGCACGCGCUGCUGCUGGGGCAGCAAAGCCUCCGCGAGCUCCAUGUACAGCGACGUGAGCACGGGGCUGACGUGGAGGUCCGGCACGGCCAGCUCCGUCUCCUGCCCCAAACAGAUGCCCUUGUCCCGGGUUUGAACAGUGGGAGGGGGGGAGGGGGGCAGCCAUUCAUGGCCUGAAAGACUGAAUGAAUGUUUUUUAUUUAGUAAAUUAUUAAGUUAACUUUUGGCACCCGGAGCCUCGCUUUCCUUUUUGCCUUAUCCAAAUGACGUCCACAUGUGAAACGGGGGGUGCGUGCGCAGGAGUGGGGGUUCACUAAUUGAGUCUGGAUUGUUGUAAUUAGCACAUUAAUGAGCGUCUAAUGGCUUCUCCUUAAAUAAUGAGGCUGUCAGCAGCAUAACAAUGUACCUGGCGCGGAGAAUGCCGGGUCUUAUCUGCGCUUCCAUUGAACGCGCGCGCGGCUGACAAGAUCCCCCGCGUCGAUACCCGCUGCUGGGACUGUGAAAGAGCCGCUGUGUCUUAAACAUCCACGUCCCGCCUGCGCAGCGCUCCUCUGUCCAGAAUGCCUUAACUCACACUGUCUGUCUCAUACGGGUUGCAUCCGCGCGUAAAAGAAGUUGUAUUUAUAUAAUUAUUUGAUGUACAAAUGCUGUGAAUUUUGUAUAUGAAAUUUUACAAGGAUGUACAUAUGUAUAAUUCACACUUUGAUAGAAGAUUUUAUUUUGAAAAUAAAUUUUAUGGAUUGUU
Molecule: messenger RNA, 2590 nt
Organism: Oryzias melastigma (Indian medaka)
Lineage: Eukaryota; Metazoa; Chordata; Actinopteri; Beloniformes; Adrianichthyidae
Product: frizzled-8
Exons: 1
Coding region: 239-1981 (580 amino acids)
Biological process (GO): canonical Wnt signaling pathway; non-canonical Wnt signaling pathway
Cellular component (GO): plasma membrane
Molecular function (GO): Wnt-protein binding; Wnt receptor activity
Source: RefSeq, a predicted model, not a curated record